Leishmania braziliensis MHOM/BR/75/M2904 is the source of this 2229-nucleotide messenger RNA. Its product is annotated as rRNA biogenesis protein-like protein. Gene Ontology annotation, biological process: rRNA processing. The transcript has a single exon. The record is from RefSeq and is a predicted model, not a curated record. Gene Ontology annotation, cellular component: small-subunit processome; nucleolus. Gene Ontology annotation, molecular function: RNA binding; protein binding. The coding region runs from base 1 to 2229 and encodes 742 amino acids. Lineage: Eukaryota; Euglenozoa; Kinetoplastea; Trypanosomatida; Trypanosomatidae.
AUGUCAGGCACCUCCACCGCUGCGGCCACCUCCGCGGCCCCACUCUUUCGGGAGUACCGCGUGCACCACACCACUGCCGAUGGCAUCCUUGUGCAGCUACCCAAGAGUAAGGGCUUCGGCCGGCUCACCACCGCGACUCUUGGCAAUGAUCUGCUGGCGAAGCGUCUUCACACGAGCCUCUCGACCCGAGAGCACGUGAUCGCCAUACCAAUGCGCUCGCGCGAUGCCCAGGGGUACCGGCUGCUAACAGUAGACUUGAAGGAGGGCUUUAGCGCGAUACUCACCUACCCCGAGCCGGUGCGCCGCCUUGUGCCGAGGCUUCUACGCAAGCACAUGCUGGUCGGACUCGGUACUACUGCUCCAGCUCGCCUGGUGCGCGGUUCUGCCAAGGGCUCAGUGCUGACCAUUCAGCCUCGCAUAACGGCGGUGGCGGCACUGGAAGACCUGACCAAGGAUGCCGCCUCCGCACCCCUCAAGUCCUUCAGCGGGGCCGCAUCGCGUCCCCAUCAGCGGCAGAAAAGCCGCGGAGGCGGCAGCGUCGGUAGUGGCAGCGGCGACGACGAUGAGCACCACACCGACCAUGCGCAAGAAGUCAGUCCACUGAGCGCAAACGCAGAGGGACAAAAGGCGGCGGCGUGCAGAAACGCCAUCGAGGUGCGCAUUCUCAACUACGAUGUGAACGCCGACGUCGUCAAUGUGACAGCGAAAGCGGAGGUGGUUGAGGGCACGCCGCUCGACACGGCCGUCUCCGAGGCAGCGCUGGCCACACUGCACCCUGGAGACUUCGUAUCCUGCACAGUUCUCCUCUCGUCAACGGAUGACGGCUGUGCUGUUGUCCAGAUACCUCUGCGGAGCGUCACCGUAGACUUGCAUGACAGCAGCAGCGCCUGCGCAACUGUGCUGGGCUACUACGUGUACGACUGGGACGGCAAAGGGGUCUCCGAGGCGCCGGUGGUUGGUCACACGGUGGAUCUCGUGGUCGAGUUCUGCCCUGAAUUUUCGGCUCUGCGUAGCGUGGCGCCGUUUGUGAUUUUGUCGGAUCGACUUCGUCAGUUUCACCGCCUUCCAGCAGUGCGUCAGAUCCCCAGGGUCACGAUCGAGACCUCGACGCCGGCGUCGGCCUCUGCUUUGCCUGCGACCACCACCCCCACACCUCCUGCUGCGGCGCGCGGACUGCUGGGGUUCUUCCCGUGGCGGACCGAGUACGCGGCGAUGGCAAACCGCUCCGAGGAGAGCGAGGACAUCGAAGACGCAGCCGAGGGUCUCCGCUGCCACGGCACGGCUCAGGAUCGUCAGCAACGAGCGCGCCGCCGAAAACUAGAGGAAGCAAUCGAUGCCUACGAGCGCGGCAUAGAGACGGCAGUGCCGACCAGCCCGGAGGAGUUCCAGCGUCUGCUGCUUGCGAACCCGAACAGCAGCUACAUGUGGACACAAUAUAUGGCCUACCACGUUGGCCUGCAGCAGUACGAGACAGCGCGUCAGGUGGCCGAGAAGGCACUGAGCACCAUCGGUGUGCGUGAGCAGGAGGAGCUGCUGAACGUCUGGGUAGCGUACCUCAACGUCGAGAACCUGUACGGCACGGAGGAGUCGCUCUCAGCGGUGUUCCGGCGCGCGCAGCAACGGCAGCUGAACCAGCUCGCACUAUUUGAGCGACUCGCCGACAUUUACACGGCGUCGCGCAAGCCUAAUCAACUCCUUGCAUUGUGUCGUGCCAUGACAGGCAAGUUCCGCACUGAGCGUCGCGCGUGGGAGCGUCUUGGCAUCGUCCUCAUUGAUCAAGGCAAGCGCGAUCAGCUGAAGCGGACUUUGAAGGACAUGGGCAAUAUGCUGAAGCGCGAUGACGCGACGCUGGCUAUUGUGCACAUUGCUAUUCAUGAGUACAAGCACGGGAAUCCCGAGAAUGGGCGCGCGCUCUUUGAAGGUCUGCUGCGCAAGGUGCCAAAGCGAUCUGACGUUUGGUCAACCUACACGGACCAAGAGAUGGGACUGCUGAUCCGCAAGGACCCGACGGGGUCAACACUUCAGGUACGGCAGAUCUUCCAGCGCGCUGUCGCGAUGAACUUCUCAGCAAAGGUGAUGCAGCAGGUUCUCACGCGCUUCCUCUCCUUUGAGAAGCUGCACGGCACGCUGACUGACGUCGAGGCGGUGAAGAAGUGUGCGCGCACCUAUGUGGAGGCAAAGAUUCACACCAUGACCGACCCCAGCAUCCCUGACGCGGCGGACGCGUGA